Messenger RNA from Cyprinodon variegatus (sheepshead minnow), 11776 nucleotides. RefSeq names its product voltage-dependent P/Q-type calcium channel subunit alpha-1A-like (gene cacna1ab). The record is from RefSeq and is a predicted model, not a curated record. The transcript has 48 exons. The coding region runs from base 114 to 6773 and encodes 2219 amino acids. Gene Ontology annotation, cellular component: membrane; voltage-gated calcium channel complex; neuronal cell body. Gene Ontology annotation, biological process: chemical synaptic transmission; calcium ion import across plasma membrane. NCBI's taxonomy places the organism in Eukaryota, Metazoa, Chordata, Actinopteri, Cyprinodontiformes, Cyprinodontidae. Gene Ontology annotation, molecular function: high voltage-gated calcium channel activity; calcium ion binding.
UGUCAUCUGUUGGGUCACAACUUGAUCUGAGGACACUUCGAGCUGUCAGGGUGCUUCGGCCACUUAAACUGGUGUCUGGAAUUCCCAGUCUGCAAGUGGUCUUAAAGUCCAUAAUGAAGGCCAUGAUCCCCCUGCUUCAGAUUGGCCUGCUGUUGUUCGUGGCUAUCCUUAUGUUCGCCAUCAUUGGCUUGGAGUUCUACAUGGGGAAAUUCCAUACAACAUGCUAUGAUCAAGUUACACGAGAGAUAGUGGAGGAACGUCCGUGUGGUAACCAUACUCCUUCCAGGCUGUGCCCCAAUGGUUCAAAAUGUGAUUCUGGCUGGAUUGGACCAAACUAUGGCAUCACCCAGUUUGACAACAUCCUGUUCGCUGUUCUCACAGUCUUCCAGUGCAUCACAAUGGAAGGAUGGACAGACAUGCUCUACUACAGCAAUGACGUAGAGGGCAGCAUGUGGAACUGGAUGUAUUACAUCCCCCUUAUCAUCAUUGGCUCCUUCUUUAUGCUCAACCUGGUGCUGGGUGUACUUUCAGGUGAAUUUGCCAAAGAGAGGGAACGGGUCGAAAACAGGAGUGAGUUCCUGAAGCUGAGGCGACAGCAGCAGAUCGAGAGAGAGCUUAAUGGAUAUUUGGAGUGGAUCUGCAAAGCAGAGGAGGUAAUUCUGGCUGAAGAAGAUGCCACCGGAAACUUUGAUGGUUCGAGACGAAGGCCAACUAUCAAAACCAGAAAUAACAAAACAGAGCUGCUAAAUCAAGAGGAAGGAGAAGACAACAUAGGAGAUGCAGUAGGCUUUGCUCGCUCUAGCAUUAAGAGCGGUAAGGACGGCUCUAACUACAGCAAAAAAGAGCGCCGAUUGCGAUUCUUCAUCAGGAAGAUAGUGAAGACACAGGCUUUCUAUUGGACAGUGCUCUGCCUUGUGGGCCUCAACACCAUCUGUGUGGCCGUGGUGCAUUACGACCAGCCGGAGCUUCUUUCCGACUUUCUCUUCUAUGCAGAGUUCAUAUUCCUCGGUUUGUUCAUGUCUGAGAUGCUGAUCAAGAUGUAUGGUCUGGGCAUCCAGCCCUACUUCCACUCCUCAUUUAACUGCUUCGACUGUGUGGUAAUUGUUGGCAGCAUCUUUGAGGUUGUGUGGUCCACCAUAAAACCAGGCACGUCAUUCGGCAUCAGUGUGUUACGAGCUCUCAGGCUGCUGCGCAUCUUUAAAGUUACCAAGUACUGGGCGCCACUUAGAAACCUGGUGGUUUCUCUCUUGAACUCCAUGAAGUCCAUUGUCAGCUUGCUCUUCCUCCUCUUCCUCUUUAUUGUGGUCUUUGCUUUGUUGGGGAUGCAGCUUUUUGGAGGACAAUUCAACUUUGAAAGUGGAACCCCGCCGACCAAUUUUGAUACUUUUGCAGCAGCAAUCAUGACUGUGUUUCAGAUCCUGACAGGAGAGGAUUGGAAUAUGGUGAUGUACGAUGGCAUUGAGUCACAGGGAGGAGUAAACGACAAAGGAAUGGUGUUCUCCAUCUUUUUCAUUGUCCUCACACUAUUUGGCAACUACACACUGCUGAAUGUCUUCUUGGCUAUCGCUGUUGACAAUCUGGCUAACGCCCAAGAGCUUACCAAGGACGAAGAAGAACAAGAAGAGGCAGCAAAUCAAAAGACAGCACUACAGAAGGCUAAGGAAGUGGCAGAGGUUAGCCCGCUAUCUGCUGCAAACCUGUCAAUUGCUGCAAAGGAGCAGCAGAAGAACCACAUCAAGGGCAAUAAGUCUGUGUGGGAGCAGAGAACCAGUGAGAUUCGGCGCCAGAACCUGAUGUCAAGCCGUGAGGUGCUCUACAAUGAGCUGGAACAGGAUGACUGGAAGGUGGGAGGCGAGGGAGAAGAGGUGUCGUUCCCACGGAAAGCACGUGGCGACGUGAAAACACACUUGGACAGACCUCUGGUAGUAAACCCACAGGACAAUCGAAACAACAACACCAACAAGACCCAACCUGGAGAGCUGCCUCUGGAUCAGCAGUAUCGACGCCAGGAUAUUGAUCACCGCCGGCGUGCUGCUCACCACUGUCACUACCACCACCAUCGCCAUCAGAAACCCACUAACCCGAGCACUGUAGAUACAAGCCAGCUUAUGGAAACCAACUUGGGGCAUGGUUUUAGCUGCACAUCUUUGGGUAACAUAGAAGAAAAUCCGGAACGGCAACAGGAUGAGGAGAAGAACAACCACCGGAGUCAUCGGGGCCAUCGGCACAGGAACAGAGAGUGCAGGGAGUCUCACAGCAUUUCUCCGCAUCAUAGUGAAGGUGCCGAGGGUAGUGGUGAGGCAAGGAGGUGUAGACAGCACCGCAGAGCAGCCAGGGAGGGAGAAGAGUGCAGAAAACAUCUAUGUAGGGCAGCAGAGGGAGAUGGUGAGAAAAGCGGAGAGGAGGGUGGACAGAAGACAAGACGACAUCGACACUGCAACCAGGAGAGAUGCAGAGGACACCGUGUCAGAAAGGAGCACCACAGCACCUGUCCAAGCCUCUCAACUACACGACCAAUACAACAGUAUAACGAAGACCUUGAUAACUUUCGCAACAACAGCAAGCUUGCCAGUGCCAAUGAGCACCCCUAUGACCUUCCUCCUGAUCACCCCGAUCAUCCGGACCACCUCAACAACCUGCUGAACUGUCAUGAUGCUGACACUCACACCCUGCUUCACAGCAUGGACAGCCUGAUCCUAACCAGCAUGGCAAAGCCUGACUACACAGCGAUAGACAUGCCUCCUGUUUACCCCUAUCCUUCUACCAAUGCAAUCUUGCAAGUGAACAAGAACGCCAAUACAGACCAAAAGAAAAGCGAGGAGAAGAAGGAAGAGGAGGAUGAGGGUGAAGAUGAAGAUGGCCCUAAACGCAUGCCUCCCUAUAGCUCUUGUUUCAUAAUGUCUACCACCAACCCGUUUCGCAAGUGCUGUCACUACAUUCUUACUCUGAAGUAUUUUGAGUUCAGCAUCCUGUCAGUCAUUGCUAUGAGCAGCAUCGCCCUUGCAGCAGAAGACCCCGUCAAGCCUGACUCACCACGGAACAAUGUGCUGCGUUAUUUUGACUACGUUUUCACAGGGGUCUUCACAUUUGAAAUGUUGAUCAAGAUGGUGGUACUCGGCUUGUUUCUCCACCAAGGGUCUUACUUUCGUGACUUGUGGAACAUUCUGGACUUUAUAGUGGUUAGUGGUGCUCUGGUGGCCUUCGCCUUCACGAGCAGCACCCGGGGGAGCAGCAAAGGCAAAGACAUCAGUACAAUCAAAUCCCUGCGUGUGCUGAGGGUGCUGCGUCCACUUAAAACCAUCAAGCGUCUCCCAAAGUUAAAGGCAGUUUUUGACUGUGUGGUGAACUCCUUGAAGAAUGUGUUGAAUAUCUUGAUUGUCUACAUGCUCUUCAUGUUCAUCUUCGCUGUUGUGGCUGUGCAGCUGUUUAAGGGCCGCUUCUUCUACUGCACAGAUGAAUCCAAAGAGUUUGCACGGGACUGCAGGGGCGAAUAUUUAGUCUAUGAAAAAGAAGAGGUAAAAGCUGAGAAGCGGGAAUGGAAGAAGUACGAUUUUCACUACGACAACGUGGCUUGGGCCUUGCUCACCCUCUUCACCGUCUCCACCGGAGAGGGGUGGCCACAGGUGCUAAAGCACUCAGUGGACUCCACUUAUGAGGAUCAGGGCCCAAGCCCGGGAUACAGGAUGGAAACGUCCAUCUUUUACGUGGUGUACUUCGUUGUCUUCCCUUUCUUCUUUGUAAACAUCUUUGUGGCUCUCAUCAUCAUCACCUUCCAGGAACAAGGGGAUAAGAUGAUGGAGGACUACAGCUUAGAAAAAAACGAAAGAGCCUGUAUAGAUUUUGCUAUUAAUGCCAGACCUCUGACUCGCCACAUGCCAAAGAACAAACUGAGCUUCCAGUAUCGCAUGUGGCAUUUUGUCGUGUCCCCUCCCUUCGAGUACAGCAUCAUGGCUCUGAUUGCACUCAACACAAUAGUCCUAAUGAUGAAGUUUCAAGGUGCAUCACAAAGUUACGAUAAUGUGCUAAAGUAUCUAAACAUUGUGUUCACCACCUUCUUCUUUAUGGAAUCUAUACUGAAAAUCAUUGCUUUUGGUCCUUUGAAUUACUUCAGAGAUGCCUGGAACGUUUUUGAUUUUGUCUCAGUCAUUGGAAGCAUUACUGAUAUAUUGGUAACAGAGUUUUGGAAUCUGAAUAAUUUCAUCAACUUGAGCUUCCUGAGGCUUUUUAGAGCAGCUCGCCUCAUUAAGCUCCUGAGACAGGGGGAAACAAUACGGAUCUUAUUAUGGACAUUUGUCCAGUCCUUUAAGGCUCUGCCAUAUGUGUGUCUACUCAUUGCCAUGCUGUUCUUCAUCUACGCAAUCAUCGGCAUGCAGUUGUUUGGAAACAUAGCUAUUGAUGAGGAGGAAGAAAGUGCCAUUGAUGAGCACAACAACUUCAGAACCUUCAUUAUGGCCCUAAUGCUGCUAUUCAGGAGUGCUACAGGUGAGGCGUGGCAUGAGAUCAUGCUGGCGUGCCUGGGAGAGAAAAAAUGUGACCCAGACUCAGGAAACACAGGGAAGGAGUGUGGCAGCGUAUUCGCCUACACCUAUUUUGUCUCCUUUAUUUUCCUCUGCUCCUUCCUGAUGCUCAAUCUCUUUGUGGCCGUCAUCAUGGACAAUUUUGAGUACCUGACCAGAGACUCGUCUAUCCUGGGCCCGCACCAUUUAGACGAAUAUGUAAGAAUAUGGGCUGAGUACGACCCAGCUGCCUGCGGUCGGAUCAGUUACACAGACAUGUAUCAGAUGCUAAGACACAUGUGUCCGCCGCUAGGCCUCGGGAAGAGGUGUCCCGCCCGGGUCGCCUAUAAGAGGCUACUUCGCAUGGAUCUACCGGUCGCUGAUGACAACACAGUGCAUUUUAACUCCACCCUCAUGGCUCUGAUCAGGACAGCACUGGAUAUAAAGAUUGCCAAGGGUGGUGCAGAUAAGCACCAGAUGGAUGCAGAGCUGAGAAAAGAGAUGAUGGCUAUCUGGCCAAAUUUAUCACAGAAGACUCUGGACCUGCUGGUUACUCCGCACAAGGCAGCCACAGACUUGACAGUGGGCAAAAUCUACGCUGCCAUGAUGAUCAUGGAAUACUACAGACAGAGCAAGACCAAAAAGAUGCAGGCCCUGCGAGAGGAACAGUGCUCCUCCCUUCCUAACCGAACGCCAUUAAUGUUUCAGCGCAUGGAGGCACCCUCUGAGGGAGGGGGUUUGGACAACCAGGGGGGGCAAGGCCAGAACGGUCUCCCCAGCACUCAACCAGACAACAUCAACAGCAUACCUCCCGAAGGUGGUUUGAGUGAAAGCCAAUCAUGGAUGACGGCUAAAGCACAGGAAAUGUUCCAAAAGACUGGUAACUGGAGCCCUGACCGCCCCUAUCCUGAUGACGUCCACGAAAACCGCCAUAAUCCCCAGACUGUAGAGAUGAGGGAGAUGGGGCGGGACGGGUACUCCGACACUGAGCCCUAUCACCCAAUGGAUGGGCAUGGGCGGACCCUUUCCAUGCCCCGCCUCUCGGCAGACAACCAACGGAGGAGACACAGACCCCGCGGAAAUAACCUCAGUACCAUUACUGACAACAGUCCAAUGCGUCGCUCUACCUCCAGUCUGGUCCACGGGCGUUCAGGUCGUGGAGUGAGGCUGGAUGACUACUCUUUGGAGAGGGUGGUGUCUGAGGAGGCGAGACACGGCGGUGGGCGCAGGCACAGGGACAGAAGUCAUCGCACUUCACAGCGAUCACUAACCAGAUAUACAGACGCUGACACAGGUAUGAUAUCUAUUUCAUGUCUAGGUCUGGGCACAGACCUCAGCACCACUACACAGUCAGGUGAUCUGCCUCCCAAAGAGCGGGAGAGAGACCGUGGACGCACCAAGGACCGGCGUCAUCACCACCACCAUCACCGUCAUCACAGCUCAAUGGACAAGGAGCGCUAUGACCGCCAUGAAUACCAACAUAGGCACCCCCAUGACCGCCACUGGUCCCGGUCUCCUAGUGAGGGGCCUGACGGAAGAGGUCACAGACAGGGCAGUAGCUCGGUAAGCGGCAGCCCGGUCCCAUCCACCUCGGGGACCAGCACUCCAAGGAGAGGCCGCCGCCAGCUACCACAGACUCCUGCUGUCCCACGUCCACAUGUCACCUACUCCCCCGCUGUCCGAAAGCCUCUAUACGGCCCCCCAGGCCCAGGCCGACUGCGCUCACCCUCCCCUCGACACUUCUCCCCACCAGAUCAUGACAGAGGCUACCACCAACGACCCCCGUCACGUCACGCCUCUCCGCACCAUGGCGGAUCCUCGUCCAGGCACGGUUCACCACGCUCACCUCGACAUCAGUCACCGCACUCGCCACUCCACGGGUCACCUCGGUCUCCACACCGAAACCGCUGGAGCGGUCCUCCUCCAGGGGACAGCCUAGAGGGCGACGGACCCUUCUAUGAGAGAGAUUAUGAGUACGAGCGGCACCAUGAGCCUCCGGCCUAUGAGCAAAGCCUCUCUCAUGGCAACCCUCAUUCACAUGGAGGAAAUCCACACCCACAUCCGCGCUCACCAAGGACUGCUCGUCAUGGGCCCCCUCCACCCCCUCACCCACAUCCGCGUAGGGUUCCUAAUGGCUACCGCUCAUCCUCGCCUUCCCCACAAAGGAGGGGACCACCUGGGGCAGCUCCACCCCACCACCGACCACCUCAUCCCAGAGGGCCCCGCAAGGGUCUCCACGAACCUUACAGUGAGACUGAUGAGGAUGACUGGUGCUAGCAAAAGCAUUAGACACAGACAGCAGAGGAGAAUAAGAACCACAACCUCCGGUGCUCUGGUAUAUAUGUAAACUUUUUAAAAUGUGAUGGCAAAAGUUUUGAGACCCCCUACCUUCCACCUUUAGACUCUAAAAAGAUGCAGGGGUGGAGGUAGAAGGGCAAUGGUGCUGCUAGGAGCCUUUUACACAUUUCUUUCUUCCAAAAGAUCAAAUCUUUGACAGAGCAGCACAUGGUUAUCCUAAUACCAUGGAAGUCCUGAUAACAUAGGCAUGGCCAGGGCACAGUUUACCUCUGGCUCCCUCAGUCUCAGAACUGUUCUUCCCAUAACUAACCCUACGGUACAGUUCAAAGGGAAAAGAGAGUUGAGGGAACAGAGAUCCAAGGAGGAGCUUGAGGUUCUAAAACAGUGUGAUGUGAUCGUUUCCAGGCCUUACAGCACUUUGCUCGGACCGGCAUUAGAUCUAACAGAUGUGUUCAACCUCUCAGACUACCCAGACUACUUCAGAAAUAAGCUUGAAUGAUGAGUACAACGCUUAGACUCUGCUCUAAAACAAAACGUUUAAAAAAAAGAACGAUAAGGUAGUAAAAAGCCAGGAUUCCCCCACUAACCCUUACAUGCCAAGCUAUGCCUCCAGAAAAUGAAACUUGAACAAUGAAGAAGACAGUUACACUUCACAUGACAGUGAAAACUUCAAAAAGGGAGUACUUUUACUUUGUCUUUAAUUAUCUCUCUGUGUCCAAGGGGACAGAACUUAUGAAGCUCCGCCUAUACUGCAAAACCCAGCCAAUCACACGGCAGGCUGAUAUUGAUGAGUUUUAUCAUCUCUGUUUACUGUUAUGGACUUGCCUAAUGGGGAUGGAAAUGUUGUGACAUCACUUCCUGUCCAGAUGGCAGUGGACGGAAAGUGGUAAGGCCCAAGGUGGGCUAGAUUUCUGUCAAAGAGCACCGGAGGGAUGGGCCCAGGUUACUAGAGAAGGGAUCUGGUCACAUUGGCAUUCUUUCCCUGCUCUAUUGAUCGACCCAGCAUUGGAGAACGAAGACCGGACAGGAAAUGACAUCAUGCAGUUGAACAUGGCGGAGGAUAAGAAACGAGGGAUGAGAGGGGGGGGAACAGACCAAUUUCUUCAGUAUUUCUUCUAUCAAUUACUUCUCCUUGUUCUUCUUCGGACAUUUGGAGCUUGGUUCUUCUGUUGCAUUCGCUCAGCCUCCUUUGAUCUUUUUCAAAGUCCAAAAAUUGGAUGGAAACCUGCAUGAUUGAUAUAAUCCAUAGUAGAGUGGAAAUCUAAGUGGUGUGGUGGGAGUGGGACCUGGGGGGCUUUAUACGAAACUUAACAUUUAGGUUUGAAAAAGAAGUUAACUUCUAUCAGACUCUCUCUCUUUCUGUGUGUCUCUCUGAAACCUGUCAAAAGUCAUUUUUAUAUAUACUUAUUUUUUUUGUUUUUUUUACCUGAUACAGACUUUAACAGAUUUAAAAGUAUUUUAUCUGUCUCUGUUUUCUGUUGAAAGCUCAGUUUCUGCAACGUGUCAAGAGACAAAAAAAAACUACUUUACAGGGUCCCACUAGUGUCCUGUGUUUUAAGUAAUCGAAGGGGGAGAGAGAGGAAGGAUAGAAGGGAACUUCUACCACACUUAAGUUGCUCUUAUUGAUGAUAUCAGAAAUUAAUGAUGAUUAUUAUUUUUUAUUUCAAUGCAAAUGAGUGACAAUGAUGAUACCGGUAACGAUUGACUAUUGAGUGUUAGAACUGUUGCUGUAGACUUUCUGUCAUGUUUAAUGGAGCUCAGACGAGCUAUGUCCAUUUAGCUUUCACAUUCCUUAUGUUAAUAUCCCGUGCUCAGUGAUGUUUACCGGGUUCCUGAUGCCUUUGUGCAAUAUUUUUUGGGCAACAAUGGUUUUACAAACACUCACUUAGCAGUGUUGCGUGUUGUAACGCACCGCUAAGUGAAGAUGCAUUCUCUCUCCGGAACAGUGAGGGCAGAAGUCAGGGGAAUCUCAGUAUCCUGUCUUGCAGUCACCCACAGGAUCUCCUCAAGCCAACCCAAAGAUCAGUAACUGGUGUUUAGAGUGGAGGAGUACAACUCAUUGAGAAUGUGUGAGCUAAUUUUACAUGGUUCUCCCUGUAGGGUUGACCUCCGACCUAUUGCCCCAUUAAUAAAGCCGUUUUUUUGGCUUUAUAGUUUAGGAUUAGUUGCCAGCACUGAGUAGUAUUGAUAGUCCAAGGUUGGUGUCAGUGAGAUGGUGUUUUUGCCACCACAGUGCAGUUAUCAGCACCCAAUUUUUACCCUGCCUUCGCCCUGUACUGGACAGUGUUUUCUUUUGGCCACAUUCUAAUCUCUUCUAAUCUUGCAAUCAACUUUCAAGUAACUAUAAAGUCGCAAUGAAUAGAAAUCAGAUCCUUUGUCAGGAAAACACUGAUGUGCCCUGAGAGCUGCCGUAUCGUAUUUUUCCAUUUGUCACGCCAUCCCCCGCCCCCCAACCUUUUCUGGGAAGACACCCCUGCCCAGUGAAGUGAGUUUGUAGCAAAUCUACAUAAUCUGCCCAUAAAAUGCUUAAGAAACCACCAAUUUAGCUUUAGUUUAUCUUAGCUUGACGUCAGUUAGUUUGCUUUAACAUCUGGGCAUUUAGCUUUUUAAAGAUCGACUCUAGACCAUGGAAUAAAAACACCUUCGAAAAAUAUAUUUCAUCCCUUACUGCUACGAGGAUCGACAGUUACUGAAUGAUCAAGAAUUCUAGAAUAAUAGAAUAGAGCAUAGAUUAAAAGAUAGUUUAUUACUUAAAGAUUAACAUAGAAAUAUUGUAGAUGUAGUUAUAAAUGAAAUAUAAAACAUAGAGAUUCAGAUAUUGAUUUAUUUUGCAUACUAAUGCUACUUUUGUUUUUCAUGCAAUUGCAGAAAUCCAAGACAAACCACAAAACACACAUUUUGACUCUAUGCAGACCUCAUGUGCAUCAUCUACAGGGGUGACCGGCGGCCAUAAGUGCUGCAUAAUGGAACAGGAAUCUGCAUGUAGGAGUUAAUGUUAACACUGAUACCCCUUUUUCACCUUGUCAUCACACCCACAGUGAAUUUUCCUUUUUAUUUACAGUUGUUGCUGCCUUUUUUCUUUUUAUUUAGCCCUUCCGUGGCGGAUCCCUUCUCCCAGUUCAAAUUUCUGCUUUCAUAUGAUCUGAUGCCCUCCAGGCUAUUAUUUUAAGCAUUGUAGGGUAAAUUGGAUUGUGGUUUUUUAUUUAUUUUUUGUCAGUUCAGUGGAAGGAAAGGGGUGCUUAUUGUAGAACCUUUUGGCCUCACCUUACAAGAAGUUACAGCAGGUGAGGAUGGUUUUCCACAGCCCCCUACAGAGCCACAGUGCCUUCUGUAUCUCAAUCAUAUUCAUCACCCCGACUCCCCCCACACAGUUGCUCUCGUCGGUCCCCUCCCCCUUGUGUAGUAGAUGUGUCAAACACACUACGCCUUAAAAUCAAAUCUCACCGGCUCCCACGCUAGCAUUUGAAACAGGGAGAGUGAUGAUUUUGAAACUGGGCCACGGUCAGGACAAGGUGCAGGGGCAAAGCUUGAUGCACAUUCAGAAUGGGCAGAACUAUUUUAACCUCCCAUUCAGGCACUCUGUUUUCUAACAGCUACAAAGAAAAACCAUAAGAGACCUUCAUAGUUUCAAUCUUAGCCUUGGUGGAUUUGACUUUUUAAGACUCAGCGGCCAAUGCUUCCAGAUCUUACUAGCUGGCUAGCCCCUUUGGCUUAGGCAUGGCACCAAUUUAUGCCCAUCCUACAGUUAUCCUUUGUACAGUUUCAGAUGAUGUAGUUAGAGGUUUUCAGAGGUGCAAAGCUUCUUGCUUACUUCUCAGGUCCCUCUAGAGCUAGGUAGCUAGUUAGAUUACAUAGGGGAGAAACCGCUACAGAACAGGCAGCUCUCAGAUUAAGUUAUCGUAUGGUUUUACUUGGCAUGGUAUCUUAUCAUUCUCACCCCUGUCCUUUCACCACAUGUACGUUACACACCUCAUUCUUUAUCAAUCCCAUUAAAAGUCUGCAGAAUCCACCAAAAUGACACAACUUUCAUUUCGGCUCCACUCGCUCGUCCUGAAUUGUAACAGCGAAUUCCAAAAGGCCGACACACAACAUUGCCCUUGUGUGGAAGCAUGUUGUGUGUAUGAGUAUUUUCCUAAACCUUGUCCUGUUUGGGAAACAAAAGCAAACAUCUAAUGUUUGGUUAUGUUUUUCUGUAUAAUAUAAUCAUUUUAUUGAACUCUCUUUAAGGGGGAUGCAACUAUUUCAUCAUCUAACUUUAUAUCUGUUUUCUGUCUAACCCAUGGCUUUUUUUCCCCCCCUUGUGGUGUUAAUAUCUGAGUAUUUUUGUUUCUUUUUCGCCCAUGGGAUUUAGAAAAAACUAACAAACGCAACACCAAUCUUCUCAGUCAGCUGUGAAAUUGUGUCAUUGGGUUAGUCGUAAGGUAACGUGUUGACAAAUACACAAAAAGGGCUCUUUAAAAAAACAAACCACACAGUGGGGAUUAAUGUACAGUAGUGCUGCCAAAAGUUGUGCUUACAGUAUGUAGCUAAAGCCACGCUGUGGUCUCCCCUUUGUACAGCACUAUAUGUGUGCAUGAGUGUGAGUGUGUGAGGAGGCGGUACUUUUUGGGGGGGGCAAAAGAAAAGAGUAGCUGAUGUCGGGGUUCUGUUGUGGGUGGAGGGCGGGGGCCUCAGGUGGGCAUGGCAGCAUAAGGUUAUUUGCUGCUGAUACACAAUUUCACAAUGGCACUGGACCAUUUUUUCAAGCUCACACUCGAGCGCCAUCUUCAACUGACCCUCAUCUACUCCUGCUUUGAGAGGAGCAGGGCUACUGCUGUGACAAGGAGACAUUUAACUCUCUGAAUCUAUGUAUAUAUGUUGUAUUAUUAUCAUUUGGUCAUUUUUGUUCCCAUGCAGAUGAAAUACUGUUUACAUUUUAAGAGGCUGAAGCUGUUUAGUCAAGUAUACCUUACAGGCCAGCUUCACACUAAUGCAAAUAUUAG